AUGGAGAACGCCGCAGGAGACGAGACAAUAGCAAACGCCGCAGCAGCUCUAUCGUCACUCAAAAAUAGCACCACCUAUUCAGAAUCGACAAUAGGAAGCAUGAUAACAAUCGCGAGAAGAUGCUAUUCAACACUAAAAGACAAAAAGCGAGCUUCUCGCGCUCUUCUUCCUCUUCCUUACAACACCACAAAGUCAGACACACACAUCGACAAAGACCACUCUUCCCUUCUUCCUCUCCUUGAGCAACUCGCGCUGUGCGCUGAUACCUUCCCCCGUUCCUGGCGAACGUUACCAAGUCUUCAUUCAGUCCUUUCCAGACGACACAGCAACUUCAACUUCAACGCCCUACCCCCAUUACUUCAGUCUGAGACUGCAACAUCUACCAAAGCAAAAAUUCCGAUUCUCGAACCAGAUCCAACCAUCAAGAUGUCUGAGUACUACGGUUGCUUCAACGAGCAAGAGCUCUACGGCUUCGACUUCAACUCCACCAACGACUUCUUCACCCCAGGACCAGAUGCAUCUCUCAAUGAUCUGCUGUACGGCGACCAGUCUUUCACCAGCGAUGCAGAGCAGUACUUCACGCAAGAGAUUGAGCCUGUCACCACCUCUGUUUCAGAGCCAGCCAUCACGCCUUUCGAUCUGGGCGUGAUCGAAGAAUUCAACAACAGUUUCGGCAACGACCAGCUCAACACCCCUGCCGAGCAGAACCAGCAGGUCUCUGCCUCAGCCGAUGUCAGCGGCAGCGAUACUGUCGACACUUCUACUGAGCAGUUCAGCGAGCAUGCCACCACUCACACCGAUGCUAAGGACAACGGCACUGACAGCGCUCCUGCUGAGGUGUGCCAGCAUGUCGAUACUCCAGUCGAUGCCAACGACAUUGGCAAGGCCAACUCUGCCGCUGAGCAUCAUGAGCCGGCCAGCACUCUUCCAGCCACUCAAACCACAGCUGAAGUUACGUCUGGUGAUUCACUUUCUCAAGACGCCAGCGACGACACCCAAGAGGUUUCUGCAGAGCAGUAUCAGCCAGUCACUGCCGCCCCUGAGACCUCAACUGCCGACGAUGACCUGUUCGCCCAACUUAUGAGCGGCGAGCAUUUCCCUGCUGAGCAGUACGAACCUGUCUUCCCAUCUUACGCCCACGCACCUGUCCAGGCGUCUGCUGCUGGUCAGUAUGCAGAUGGCAGCAUCAUCGACAUGCAACAGGACUUUGUUGAGCAGUUCCAGCCUGUCUUGCCGGCUGUCGCUCAACCCACCUACCAGCAGGCACACACUAGCCAGCAUGUCUACACCAACAUCUCAGCGUACAACGACAUCAGCGCUCUCAACGCCAUCAACCACAUGGUCGAUACUCGCAAGCAGAGCAUGAAGCCCGUGUAUAGCAUGCGCAACACCAGCACCAACGUGGGUAAUCAGUUUCUGAUGUUGCAAGCCCUCCAACAGCAGCAGGCUCUCCAGAAGCAGCAGCAGGCUCUCCAGAAGCAACAUGCUCUCCAGAAGCAACAGGUCCAGAUGCAGCAGGCUGUGAAAGCUCAGCAGGCCUUCCAGAACCAGCGUUACUCUCUCCCUGCCCCUGCGAAAGCCACAGGCCACUUCACCUUGCCGCCAUUUCCAGCCAUCAAGAAGCGUCACAGCAGCAACAAGGUCAAGACUUCUUUCGAGAGCCCCAUCAUCUUGUCGCCUGAUGCCCACAACCCUCCAGCGGCACCGUUCAUUAAGGCAGAAGAGCAGUCUCCUCCACCACAGCAGGCUCCUCCAGCUCGGCCGCAGUCAUACACCAACACACCACAGCCAACAGCUCCAGCCAUCCCGCCCCUCGGCGCCAACGGCCUCCGCUUCACCUCCAUCGCCCAAGCCCAAGAGUUCGCCACCGCACGCACUCCCCUCAACCUCCCUUCAGACGACUUCGCCGCCAUGGAAGCCAACCCACACCCCUACAUCCACAAGAUCAUGUCGGCCUUCCACGGCCCCCUGCGCUCCGAGCCCGAGAACUACGACGUCACGCGCAUCCGCCUCGAAGACUGGGUACAAUACCAACUCCGCAACGCCGAGCGCGCCCAAAAAAUCACCCGCCAAGACCCGUCGCGCCUCGAACUCGCCGCCUGGCUCAUCUUCGCCGAGCUCAUCGAAGCCCACAAGCUCGGCGUCAAACCCACCUCGACCUCCACUCCCCCCGCAAACAUCCCGAAAUGCUCCCUCCACCUCGAGCAGGUCCUCCGUCCGAUCCGCGACUACGCCAUCUUCCGCUUCGACCUGCUCCGCCUCACGCGCGUCGACGAGCUCGUCAGCAAUGUCGCCGCCGCGACCCAGCGCAAGCUGUCCAAUUUUAAGGGGAAUGGGCGCAAGGCGGGUCGGGAUGUCGAGAAUGCGAAGCGUGCGGCGGAGAUGGGGUUUGAUUAUGAGGCGGUGCUUGGUAGUAAGCGCAAGAGGGGUGAGGGGGAGGGGGAUACGGGUAUGAAGAGGGUGAAGAGGGUUAAGAAGAGUGUUGGUGGUCAGGGUGCGGGUGGUGGGCAGAUGGGGGUGUUUGCUGCUGGUGCUGCUGGUGCUGUCGGUGCUCAGGGUGGUGUUGUUGGUGAUAACCUCCUCCCUCCUGUCCCUGCUGCUGCCGCUGGUGCGCAGCCCCUCGAGUACUACGGCGUGGCUGCUGCUGCUGCUGCUAGCAAUGGUGGCGUCGGUGGUGGUAAGAAGCGCAAGGUAGCCAGCGAGAUUGUCACUCUUGAUUGA
Zasmidium cellare ATCC 36951 is the source of this 2721-nucleotide messenger RNA. RefSeq lists its product as uncharacterized. The coding region runs from base 1 to 2721 and encodes 906 amino acids. The record is from RefSeq and is a predicted model, not a curated record. The transcript has a single exon. Lineage: Eukaryota; Fungi; Ascomycota; Dothideomycetes; Mycosphaerellales; Mycosphaerellaceae.